Penicillium concentricum is the source of this 3579-nucleotide messenger RNA. Its product is annotated as HECT-type E3 ubiquitin-protein ligase. The transcript is spliced from 3 exons. Gene Ontology annotation, molecular function: ubiquitin-protein transferase activity. The record is from RefSeq and is a predicted model, not a curated record. Bases 1 to 3579 code for a protein of 1192 amino acids. Lineage: Eukaryota; Fungi; Ascomycota; Eurotiomycetes; Eurotiales; Aspergillaceae.
AUGCCGUCCCGGUUUGAACGUCAUCCGCCUAUCCCUCCGAGCUCAACUUCUGGCACCGCCGCCAUCCCACUACACUCUUCUCAAAUAUCUGGCCUGGAAAUUAGCCCACGUCGCCUAGUUCGGCCUCGCGAUGCUUCGAUCGUGCCACCGUCAAACGGCAGUAUGCCCAAGAGUUCAUCCCACCGAGGACAUUCACGCUCGAUCAGCAAUCCGUUCGCUGGGUUUGGGCGCAAACGGGACAAGACACCUGCCAAGCAUGCGAUUUGGGACUCUGACGAUGAUGAUGACGAUGAGGUAACCUAUCCCUUAGAGCCCGAGUCGUCAAGUCCCCGGAAAGGUGCAGCACCUGGAAAUGAUAUCGUCGAGGGAAAGUGCCAAACGUGUGAUGCUACUGUCCGGUGGCCACGACACUUGAAGGUGUUUAGAUGCACCGACUGCUUGAUGAUCACAGACCUCGAGCCGAUGUCUCAUGAAUCAAAAGACAAUCCUCCACAAGGGUCUCAGGGCGGGGCGUCCAAGUUGGGAAACAAAGUGCUUCCUUUGACGGUCAAUCAAACCCGUGGUAUGAUCGGAGGGUGUCUUAAUAUGUAUUUUGAUAACCUUUUGGACAAUGGCUCUCGGUCAUGGGUGCCGCCGAACGACGACAUAAAGAACAAACCGCUGCCUGAUCUUCCACCAAUGCAGGCUCAUGCCUCUGGUUCAAACAAUCUCUCACCCCCGCGCACCGAGGGCUCUCGGGGCCGGAGUGCUUCCCAUUCUAGUGAACGGGAAAGGUUGGCGGCAUCAAAAGAGAACUCGGGUUACUUGACACCACAAUCUGUUCGCUGGGAGGGCAAUGACACACCCGUCAGAGUCCGAGCAAAUUCAGAUCUCCGAUCAUCCCCAAAGCUAGACUGCAGCCCGCAAGGUGUCUCGCAAGCUGGGAACCCAGAGUUUCAAAGUUGUGACAAUCGGACACACAUUUUCACACGGCUGGAAAAUACCAUCGCCACUGCCUUCAAAGGCUGUGAUUGCCUCAACGAAUCUUUCACCACAUACCCACCUCCUCGAUCAGCUCGAUCAGCUCGAUCAGCCAGUAGUGGCAAUCCGUCGAAAAUGAAGAUAGAACCGACCACAGUGCCCCAACCAUCGCAGGACACUCCUGUCUUUGAACCGGAUGCAAAAACUCUUCUUUUGGGGGAUUUGACUGAGAACUCCUCUUGGUGGAUGAAUGAAUGGGCUGAGGCUGAAGGACAAAACCCCGCGUAUUCCAAAGAGAAGAGCGCCCCAAAGUCUCGGAUGGUAUCAUCGCGAAGUCCUCGGAUCAACUGGACCGAGGUAGCCCAGUGGUAUCAUUUGAUUUUGUCGGCGGGAAGUUCUUGGACUGAGUUAUGGGCGGCAAAAAAACCCGACCCGACACGAUCAGAAGCGGAUUCGACCCGAGCUAAGAGAUGGGCGUCGAUUGAUCCGUCUUUGAUCGGGAGACAGAUCAGCGAGUCUCGUUUACAUUUACAACGGGCACUGUUGAAAGCUACCGAGGGCCUCCUCAAGCGCCCGCGUUGUGUUCUGAAGAAGCCAGAAGACACCAGGUUCUUGUUUAUAUUGCUAGCGAAUCCCAUCUUGUCUUCACCUGCGUUGUAUACCCAGCAUACGCCGGCCACGCCGUCUCACCGAGACGACAGACGCCCCUCGCAUCCAAAAGAUCCUCCGAAGCCGGCAAACCGAGACGGAAAAUCCUCACACAAAGCCUUGCCCAAAGCCCCUGCUCGUCCAGAGGGCCCCAGUCACCACUAUGGAAUCAUCAAACGAAUCCUGGGACUCAUGUCCAACUUGCCCAAUGACUGCCAUCACUACUUCGUGUCUUGGGCUUCCCGUUUCUCUGUCAGACAUUUCGAGCGACUGGUAGAACUUGUCGGCGGAUUUCUCACUUACCGUUUGAGUCGUCAGCAUGGGCGAAAACGUCAGCAAAUCCCUCAAGAUGGGGAUGAUCUAAUACCGAGCUUCGCCAGUGCUUCGGGAAACACUGCUGCGGAACUCCACGCUGCGAUUAAUCGAGGCAACACGAACAAGAAGUCUGGCAAAAAAACCGAAGACCCCAUAGUAUACGCCGAGGACUGGCAGAUCAGAGCGGCGGGAAGAGUAAUGUCGCUGUUCUUUACGGCUAACAUCUCCGCUGCAACGAGGAAAUCUGAUGGAACCCCGCGCAGUCUUGAAAUGCCCAAGAACCCAGGCCCUCGUCAAGGACAUAUGAUUCCGAUCAGUACAUUUUACAACACACUGUUGGACUAUUCGGAUCUAGUAACGGACUUCGAGACUUGGGAAGCUAAAGUCACGAAGUUUUCGUUCUGUCAGUAUCCGUUCCUCCUUAGCAUCUGGGCCAAAAUUCAUAUCAUGGAGCAUGAUGCGCGUCGUCAAAUGGAAGUGAAAGCACGCGAUGCUUUUUUCAACAGCGUCCUCAACCACAGCGCGGUUAGUCAGUACCUUGUGCUGAAGGUACGACGCGAGUGUUUGAUCGAAGACAGCCUCAAGGGGGUGAGUGAAGUUGUUGGUACUGGCCAAGAAGAAAUCAAAAAGGGUCUCCGAAUCGAAUUUUUGGGUGAAGAAGGCAUUGACGCUGGUGGGCUGCGGAAGGAAUGGUUCCUUCUACUCGUCCGAGAGGUCUUUGACCCGCUUCAUGGCCUCUUCAUCUACGAUGAUGAUUCGCAGUACUGCUACUUCAAUCCUUAUUGCUUCGAGUCAUCCGAACAAUUCUUCUUGGUUGGGGUUCUUCUAGGUCUCGCCAUUUACAACUCCACCAUCCUCGAUGUUGAUCUCCCGCCGUUUGCGUUCAAGAAGUUGCUGUCGUCGGCGCCGCACGCAAGCGGGCCACAAGCGGCUAUCUCCUUGCGUUCACCCUUCAAAUGUACCCUAGAAGAUCUUGCCGAGUACCGGCCAGCUCUCGCCAAAGGACUCCGGGGUCUACUGGAAUUCGAAGGCAAUGUUGCCGAAACAUUCUGCUACGAUUUUGUUGCUCAGGUCGAACGCUAUGGCGAGGUCGUCAGUGUGCCACUCUGUGCAAAUGGCGAGAAUCGGCCGGUGACCAACUCUAACAAGCGUGAGUUUGUGGAUUUGUAUGUCAGAUAUCUGCUAGAUACAGCCGUGGCUCGACAAUUCGAACCUUUUAAGCGCGGUUUCUUCACAGUUUGCGGUGGCAAUGCGCUAUCACUAUUCCGACCAGAAGAGAUCGAAAUGCUAGUCCGCGGUUCAGAUGAACCACUCGAUGUCAGCUCUCUCCGAGCUGUGGCCACCUAUGACAACUGGUCGCACCCACGACCAGAGUCCGUCCCCGUGGUGCGAUGGUUCUGGGACUUCUUCGAGAAAUCGGAACCUCAAGCGCAGCGCAAGAUCCUGUCAUUCAUUACUGGCAGUGAUCGGAUUCCAGCCAUGGGGGCUACAAGUCUUAUCAUCCGUCUUGCUUGUCUUGGAGAUGACUGUCGCCGUUACCCGAUUGCGCGUACAUGUUUCAACACGCUGGGCCUUUACCGCUAUCCCACACGGGAAAAGUUCCAGCAGCUACUCUGGGAUGCAGUUGUAAAUAGCGAAGGAUUUGGCUUGAAAUGA